AUGCUCCGACUGGGCCACUUGCUGCUUCUGCUAGUGUUGUGCCUUGCAGUCUUUUCUAUUCCGACUUCGUUUAACAAGGGAAAAAUCCUCAACAACAUUUUCAAGCAGAUCCACAACAAGUUGGUUUUUCUUCUAUUUUUUCAAUACUCUUGAAAACCGUAUAUUUCGAACUUUUAUCAUGGCUAAAAAAUUUUUAAAAAGGGAACUGCCUCAAGUACCGUUAUAGUUUUAAAAACAGACUGUGAAAUUUUAAAAACAUCUUUUCAAUUCGCCCUCGUACAAAAAUAUAUCCUGGCCAUUCCUCUUCCAAAGCUGCUCCAGUAGCUUCCAAAACUUCCUUAUUUGAUCAAAUCAACACUUCCUUAUUAAAACGGAAGCUUUCAUUGAGUUUUUGAAUCAUUCCAAUAAGUAAGUUGAUAUUUCCCUGAGCUCGCUCAUUCCGCUCAAUUUGACAAAAAUACUGGGUCGGAUUUGUCUCCCCAUUUUUUAGCCAGCCCAAAAAAAAAAAAUAAGCUUGAAUACUCCAUACUUAGUCUCUGAGACACUAAUAGUUUAUUUUUUCAGGAAAGCAGUCGGUUAUGCAGCGCCUUAUGAACAGCCCUACGGAUUUGCCGAUCCUCCAUAUGGUCCUCAAGGCGACGAACCGAAUUUCUUCGUCAUUGUCUGA
Molecule: messenger RNA, 667 nt
Organism: Caenorhabditis auriculariae
Lineage: Eukaryota; Metazoa; Nematoda; Chromadorea; Rhabditida; Rhabditidae
Source: the annotation of a GenBank genome assembly